GAACAGCCCAGAACCUAGACAAACGCUGAAGAAUGCGCAUGCUCAGAAAGCAACUCCUUCCAACCUCCAGCACGGUUUGCAGAGUCUUACGCCUGCGUAUUGUACGCAAUGACUAAGGUGAAGCGAGCAGGAAAUGAAGCUGCGACUCCUUCGAUAGCUGCCAACUGCGCCUGCGUGAGGGGCUUGUGGCCCCGGAAGUAUUUCUCCGUUAUUCACAGUUUGUUGGUGGCAGUGGGGUUUCUACGGCGUGUCUGCAGACGGUUCCUUUUUCUGUCACUGUUUUUUCUCUUUUCCUGUGUCACCAUGUCCCGAGGUUCCAGCGCCGGCUUUGACCGGCAUAUCACUAUUUUUUCCCCCGAGGGGCGCCUGUACCAAGUAGAGUAUGCAUUUAAGGCCAUAAACCAGGGUGGCCUUACAUCAGUAGCAGUUCGUGGGAAGGACUGUGCAGUUGUCGUCACACAGAAGAAAGUACCUGACAAGCUACUGGAUUCUAGCACAGUAACUCACUUAUUCAGAAUAACUGAAAAUAUCGGAUGUGUAAUGACAGGCAUGACAGCGGACAGCAGGUCCCAGGUGCAGAGGGCCCGCUAUGAAGCUGCAAACUGGAAAUACAAGUAUGGAUACGAUAUUCCAGUGGAUAUGCUAUGUAAAAGGAUUGCAGAUAUUUCCCAGGUCUACACGCAGAAUGCGGAAAUGAGGCCUCUUGGUUGCUGCAUGAUUUUGGUUGGCGUUGAUGAAGAGAACAAUCCUCAGGUGUACAAGUGUGAUCCAGCAGGCUAUUACUGUGGGUUUAAAGCUACGGCUGCAGGAGUCAAACAAACAGAAUCUACUAGCUUCCUGGAGAAGAAAGUGAAGAAAAAAUUGGACUGGACAUUUGAACAGACAGUGGAGACAGCAAUAACUUGCCUCUCUACUGUGUUGUCCAUUGACUUCAAACCUUCUGAAAUAGAAGUAGGAGUUGUCACAGUUGAAAAUCCUAAAUUCAGGAUUCUUACAGAAGCAGAGAUUGAUACACACCUUGUCGCUCUAGCAGAGAGAGAUUAGCUCUAUUUAGAAUUCCUAAUUACGUGACUUCAAGCUACAAUACUUGGUGAAAACGAACUUGGUUAAUGGAUCUGGAUUAUGGGCUCCAAAUGAAAUGCUCACUAUCUGAUGUAUUUUACUCUGUACAAAUAAAACAGGUUUUGGAAAA
Messenger RNA from Heteronotia binoei (common prickly gecko), 1192 nucleotides. RefSeq names its product proteasome 20S subunit alpha 6 (gene PSMA6). NCBI's taxonomy places the organism in Eukaryota, Metazoa, Chordata, Lepidosauria, Squamata, Gekkonidae. The record is from RefSeq and is a predicted model, not a curated record. Bases 109 to 1044 code for a protein of 311 amino acids. Gene Ontology annotation, biological process: ubiquitin-dependent protein catabolic process. Gene Ontology annotation, cellular component: nucleus; cytosol; proteasome core complex, alpha-subunit complex. The transcript has 7 exons.